Molecule: messenger RNA, 927 nt
Organism: Arabidopsis lyrata subsp. lyrata
Lineage: Eukaryota; Viridiplantae; Streptophyta; Magnoliopsida; Brassicales; Brassicaceae
Product: putative F-box protein At3g23950
Exons: 1
Coding region: 1-927 (308 amino acids)
Source: RefSeq, a predicted model, not a curated record
AUGGAAGGAGCACCAAUGUAUCAUGUCGGAAACCCGCUGUUGCAACAAUGGGUUCGAAUCCCUUUUCCUCCACAUCUCUUCGUUUAUGAUCUCGUGAGGCUACAGGGGAAUCGGUAUUUUAACGACAAUGGACUUGUCACAAAGAUGGAAAAGGGUAUUGCCGUGGGGUACACGGUAGUCUGGACUUUGGCCUCUGGUGGAGUAUCUAAAGAACUCACCUUUUUGAUAUAUUCCUCUGAAACAGGAUUGUGGAUAACCAAAAAGGUUAGUUGUCGCCGUAGCUUGAUCUGGUCUAGACUAGCGCAUUCGGUUCCUUUAAACGGGAUUCUUCACUGGCUUGCUACGAUUGAUAACUCCUCUUUAGAUGCAAAUUAUGUUGUAGCUUAUGAUUUCUAUAAUGGAGGAGGUGAUGUGUGUCCUAUCAUACCUUUUCCUGAUAUCCAACAAUUUCAAGAGACUCGGCGUUUCAAGAGAACACUAACAACGUCUGCUGGAUUUGUGGUCUAUUGCAACAUUUACAGUGAUAAUAAUGGAGGAGAACGUGCGAUCAGGGUUUGGAGGCUGGUGUCUACGAAUGAGAAUCUUAAUUCAUGGCAACUCUCAUGGAAAGUCAAUACCAAGGGUGACGUUGAUUAUUUCCCUGUGGUCAUGCAUCCUAUAAAUUUUGAUGUCAUUUACCUGUGGAGUUGGAACAAGAACGCCCUCGUCUUGUUUAAUUUGAGGACACAAAAGUAUAGUCUUCGCAGAGAGGCAAAGAAGAGCAAGUCUAUGGAUGGUUGCAUCUUGACAUUCAGCAACUGCAAGGAGUAUAUGGACUUGAUCUAUCCCAGUUUCGUCAAUAGUAUGCUCCAUGGUUCUCACUAUCUCUUCUUUUCACAGUACGUGCUCCCACGUUGGCUAAACCCGCUACCUCGGCUUUCUUCUUGA